CGCUGCCAGAGCGAGUUAUUCUAGGUCCAUCUACACCAAUUGAGUCUCCCAGCAUUACUCCGCAGACCCGAUCCGAUCCACUGAGCGCGAUGGCCGGCAAACACCCAAUCCAAGUGCCACCGGGCAGACCUCUAUACAAAUUCGCUGCCACCGCCCUAGGUGCCAGCAUGUGGUUCUUCUUGUUUUACCGAGCCAAAAAGGAUGGACCGGCCCUGUUGGGCUUGAAACACCCUUGGGACCAUUGAGAUGCCGUAUUGGACCGACAGAGGAUGUUUUUUCUCCCCUUCUACCGACGUUGCGAAAAAGCUAUAAAGUUUGCAUCUUGCCGAUGUGGAAACGGAGUUCGGAAAGAGGUUUCAUAUCGCUCCAGGCCUUGAAGCGCCAGUUCGCUCUGCUUAGUGCAAGAAUGUGCCAUUUGCAAAGUACCUGAUCUAAUGGGCGCAUCAUCCUGUAUCUUGUCUAGAUGACCAGUUUUGUGUAUAGAUAUGAAUUACGCUUUUAAACCUGAUUUAAACCCUUCGGCGUCAUAUCACACAAUUCCCAUUAAAUCGAGGCCCGCUAGGGGAUUCA
Coccidioides immitis RS is the source of this 570-nucleotide messenger RNA. RefSeq lists its product as uncharacterized. The record is from RefSeq and is a predicted model, not a curated record. The transcript has 3 exons. Gene Ontology annotation, cellular component: mitochondrial inner membrane. The coding region runs from base 90 to 245 and encodes 51 amino acids. NCBI's taxonomy places the organism in Eukaryota, Fungi, Ascomycota, Eurotiomycetes, Onygenales, Onygenaceae.